AAAUAGAGUAAUAUUUCAUAUAAAUUAAGAAAUUAUGUGCUUUGACAGUCACUUCUUGCGCCAGUCUCAUCCCCUUACUGCUUUUUACGACGUCAUUCCCUAUUUACCCACUUCGCAACCCACACCACUCCCGCAUAUCAGUUUGUAGACGAGAGUUAAGGUUACCUGCUUCAACAGUGCUUGAACGGCAACCUUAUACUCGUUUGAAGCAAUUUCAUUUUUAUUCAAUUCUGUCAUCCCUUUUAAGAACCAAAUUAGAUCAAGCUAUCCAUAACAUUUCGGAACAUCGUUGAAACGAACAAUUCGAAUCACUCACACCACCUCUUCGGACCAGAAAAACCACAAGAAACAUGACUUCUCAGGUGAGACAGAACUUCCAUCCGGACUGUGAGGCUGCCAUCAACCGGCAGAUCAACCUGGAGCUGUACGCUUCAUAUGUCUACCUGUCCAUGGCGUACUACUUUGAUCGUGAUGACCAGGCCCUGCACAACUUUGCCAAGUUUUUCAAGAACCAGUCCCACGAAGAGCGUGAGCAUGCUGAGAAGCUGAUGAAAGUUCAGAACCAGAGGGGAGGGAGGAUCUUCCUGCAGGACAUCAGGAAACCAGAGAAGGAUGAGUGGGAUAGUGGUGUGGCGGCCCUUGAGGGUGCCCUGCAGCUGGAGAAGAGUGUGAACCAGUCCCUGCUGGACCUGCACACGGUCUGCUCUAAACACAACGACCCACACAUGUGUGACUUCAUUGAGACACACUACCUGGACGAGCAGGUGAAGUCCAUAAAGGAGCUGGGUGACUGGGUGACCAACCUCCGCCGCAUGGGUGCCCCCCAGAACGGCAUGGCCGAGUACCUGUUUGACAAACACACUUUGGGGAAGGAGAGCGCAUAGAUGGACCCUCCAUUUUCUUGCUAUAUCCUAUAGCUGUAUUUCUCUGUCUUGCUUGAUAUUAUAUCUAUAAGACUGGUCUGUUUUUCUGUCAGGGACUGGCAUCAAUCAAGUUUAUUCUUGAAUCCUUAGUUUGCACUUAGUUUGCACUAUGUUAUUCCCUCCAGUUUAACCUCCAGUUCCUAUAAGCCAUUUCCCCAGGCCAGUAGCCCUUCUCAUCUCUCUUCCAAUUGACUGUCUAGCCUGCUUGUGUUUUGAAGGCAGUUGUCAUCAAACCAAAUAAAUGAAACCCUCUGGAUUCUGA
Coregonus clupeaformis (lake whitefish) is the source of this 1185-nucleotide messenger RNA. Its product is annotated as ferritin, heavy subunit-like. Lineage: Eukaryota; Metazoa; Chordata; Actinopteri; Salmoniformes; Salmonidae. The record is from RefSeq and is a predicted model, not a curated record. Gene Ontology annotation, biological process: intracellular iron ion homeostasis; iron ion transport. Gene Ontology annotation, cellular component: cytoplasm. Gene Ontology annotation, molecular function: ferrous iron binding; ferric iron binding.